Molecule: messenger RNA, 3721 nt
Organism: Clupea harengus (Atlantic herring)
Lineage: Eukaryota; Metazoa; Chordata; Actinopteri; Clupeiformes; Clupeidae
Product: vacuolar protein sorting-associated protein 4B
Biological process (GO): endosomal transport; vacuole organization
Molecular function (GO): ATP binding; ATP hydrolysis activity
Source: RefSeq, a predicted model, not a curated record
AUCCAAUAAUUUUAUUAUAUUUGUUAUACAUGUUAUUAUGAUUUUAAGUUGGCUGUAUGAAUUGCAUUUAAUGAAAUUAGGCAGACAGAAUUAUCAGGAAUCAGGAACCAAAAUGUAUCCUUGAUAUGGAUAUACUGGAUGGAUGUCUAUACUUUUCAUUUCCAGAGGGGAGGAUUUGUGAUUGUAAUCUAGUAGCUACAACCCCCCUAAUAAGACAGAAUCUAUAAUUUAUUGAAUUUUUAAUUGAAUUUUUUCACUUUUUUUGAGGAACUCUAUAAGAACUACUUUAGUAAGAGAUUACCUGUUAAACUUCUGUUAUUUAAAGACAAUUGUUGCCUUGUUUUCUGUGAUGAUGGGAACUGCGCUAUUGGCAAGGUAGACACAUACGCUACUAUAUAAACCCUGCAACUACCCUUUAAGAGCGCCACAGAGAAGUGUGCUAGUUUAUGUAAUUCAGCAAGUGAAUUAUUUCAGAGUAUUGGGACACACAUGCAUACAGAGAGAGAGUGUGUGCAGUGUGUUGACAAGAAUUCUAUAGGCCUUAAUGUAUUACUUGACCAACUCCUGUUCUAAAAGAUCACUGAAAGAAUGUAGUAUGGGGUUGUUCGUGACGUCACCACAAUUUCUCUCACAUGAGCAUUGCAGGCGGAAGUGACAUUCGACAUUUUAAUGCGGAAGUUUUCACUUCACUAUUAUCCAACGAUUUCAGAAGAAACUUAAAACCACCCAUCCUGACUUGGAUUUCAAUGUCUUCGAACGGAUUAGUUUGUUAAAGUAUCUCAUGAACUAGUGCCUUAAUAUUGACUGUAAUAGUGUACGUUUUCAACAGUAAUCAGCCGUCAUGGCUGCCAACAAUAAUUUACAGAAAGCGAUAGAUCUUGCCAGCAAGGCAGCUCAAGAGGACAAAGCCCAGAACUAUGAGGAGGCCUUGCGUCUGUACCAGCAUGCAGUUCAGUACUUCCUGCAUGUGGUCAAAUAUGAGGCUCAGGGAGAUAAAGCCAAACAGAGCAUCCGGGCAAAGUGCGCUGAGUACCUGGACCGAGCAGAGAAACUAAAAGAGUAUCUCAAAAAGAAAGAGAAACCUCCAGCCAAGCCUGUUAAAGAGUCUCAGUCUGAUGACAAAGGGAAUGACAGUGAUGAAGGUGGUGAGGACCCUGAGAAGAAGAAAUUUCAAAACCAACUGCAGGGUGCCAUUAUCAUGGAGAAACCAAACGUGAAGUGGAAUGACGUGGCUGGACUAGAGGGUGCCAAAGAGGCACUGAAGGAAGCGGUCAUUCUUCCAAUCAAGUUUCCACACCUCUUCACAGGAAAAAGAACUCCAUGGAGGGGCAUCCUUCUCUUUGGCCCCCCUGGCACAGGAAAGUCUUAUCUGGCCAAGGCUGUGGCCACAGAGGCCAACAACUCCACAUUCUUCUCCAUCUCCUCUUCAGAUCUGGUGUCCAAGUGGCUGGGGGAGAGUGAAAAGUUGGUGAAGAGUCUGUUCAGUAUGGCCCGGGAGCACAAGCCCUCCAUCAUCUUCAUCGAUGAGAUCGACUCCCUGUGUGGCUCCAGAAGUGAGAAUGAGAGCGAAGCCGCCCGUAGGAUUAAGACAGAGUUCCUGGUCCAGAUGCAGGGAGUCGGGAAUGACAAUGAGGGGAUCCUGGUCCUGGGGGCCACCAACAUACCCUGGACACUGGACUCGGCCAUCAGGAGACGUUUUGAGAAGCGGAUCUACAUCCCCCUGCCUGAGGAGCACGCGCGCUCCUUCAUGUUCAAGCUGCACCUGGGUACCACCGCCAACACUCUCACCGAAGGAGACUUCGUCACGCUGGGCAAGAAGACAGAUGGCUACUCGGGUGCUGAUAUCAGUGUCAUUGUGCGAGAUGCUCUCAUGCAGCCAGUGCGGAAGGUGCAAUCAGCCACACACUUCAAACGGGUACGGGGGCCCUCGAGGGACAAUCCCAACAUGCUUGUCGAUGACCUCCUGACCCCAUGUUCCCCUGGUGACCCUCAAGCCGUAGAGAUGACAUGGAUGGAUUUGCCUGGAGAGAAGCUUCUGGAGCCUCUUGUGUCUAUGUCUGAUAUGCUGAGGUCCCAGGCAAGCACGAAGCCCACGGUGAAUGAGCAGGAUCUGGACAAGCUGAAGAAGUUCACAGAGGACUUUGGCCAGGAGGGUUAAUGAGGGAUGUUUCUGCCAAAACCAAAGCAAAAAGAUCAGGAUUGUAAAGCGUCUCUCUCUCUCUCUCUCUCUCUCUCUCUCUUCACUAUUCACCCGUUCUACGUGUCCCAGGGCCCUUCCUGUUAAUAAAGGCCAUAGGGUGAUGCAUUCUGUAGGCCAUUUGGGAAUAAGACUAUACUGUGUAUAAUUUUAAUAAGCCCUGCAAUCUUUCCUGUGUGCAGUGUGGGAUACGAACUAGGAGAAACCGCAAGGCCCACAACAAUUUGUUUCUACUGUCCUCCAUGCAGCUGGUAAUGUCCAGUCAUACGUACCCAUGCUCAUCUUCUGUGGCGAAUGUCUAGUCUGGGUUCCUUUUUCAUAAUGGUCAGACUAGGAUUGCCUCAAACAGCAAGAAAAAAAAACUAUUCACAUGACACUGACAUUAAUUUUCUCUUACUUUAGCAUGAAUGCUAGAAGUAAGAUCGUCAUUGGCACCGACCUUUUGAAGAGGCAGGCUUUUCAGAGUGACUGAUGGUCGUGCAUGACCAAGACACAUUCGAUACUGAUACUUGCCUUGGAUCUAGGUUUUUCAGAACUGGAAGACAAGUGCAGUCAUUUGCCUUUAUUUGGCAUACCUCUUCAUCACAGGAUUUCGUUUUUUUUUUUUGUCCUGCAUGCAGUUACAUUUGGCCUUUAGCGAUCUAUUUAACAACUCCUCUGUGUACAUGGGAUGUAAUAUAGUUAUUUGGUCUGGAUUUUAGACAAGAUCAGCAAAGAUUAUGAUGGAUGACAUGAGAAUCGGUAGGUGUAAACAUUUUGGCGGUUUUUGUUUUCUACAGUCAAUCUUUAACAGAAAAUACAUUUGGGAUCAACAUUUAGGGAUCCAUGAUUUAUGGCAAAGGACCACUUCAACUUCUGGAAAAAAUCCCAUGAAGGUUUUCGAGAGAGUGGCAUGCUCUUUUCAGGUAUCAUACUUUUCUUAUUUGGCAAAAGAAAAAGAAAAACGACUACCAUCAUGUAUGUGAUUUGAGGCCUUUCUGCGUUGGAGACUACAGGGCUGAUCUAGAGAGUGCCAGAGUCCCUGAGAACCUUGCCUCCGGGCCUUCACCAUCACUGAUCAUGUGCUUUGGGACGAGCAGUGGAACGGGCCUCUCACUAGCUGGCUGCUGGCCUUCCCAUGGCAACAGCACACAAUGUGCCUUUACAACCCUGUUUCCUGUAUGUUUUUUUUAUUUUUUUUUAUCAUUUACUUUUGGUUUAUUUGUCUCUUUCAGUCAUUAAACGUGGAUACCUGCCUUCAUAAUGUGCAGUUUAGUAGACAUAGAAAUAUAUGGAGCAGUUCAGAGAGGUAUUUGCGUAUUUCAUUUAAAACAUUACUCUAUAAACAAUUGUAUACACCUGUACUCCUAUGCACUUAGGGUGUUGGGGGUUUUCCAGAAAAGUAAAGCUUUAUUAAAAUUGUAGAUCUGCAGGUGGAUGUGGCUUGAUCUUUUAUAAAGGAAUUGGUGUAGUGUUUGAGUAAAAUAAGAAUAUUCAUGUAAUAUGUGUUAUUAUUUAAUAAUAAAAAGAUCCUCCACAACAGAA